ACAGCUGUUGUGAAGCAUGUAUUGAAGGGGUCUUUGGGUUCUUUUUGUUUUCACCUAAAGCCGUUGAGUGUGCCCAACAACAAUCCAAGUCCAAUAAAAGUUAGUUAAAGAUGACUAUUUUAACUCGGAUCAUCACCUCCAACUUGCCUAAACGCAUUGGUGCGCUUAAAACAUUGCAGCAAUGUGGUUUCUGCACUCACAUACAAUUCGCUGAACACAAGCCAAUCGAAAAAAUCCGAAAUAUUGGAAUUUCAGCUCAUAUUGACAGCGGCAAGACUACGCUUACCGAACGCAUUCUCUUUUAUACCGGGCGUAUUCAACAAAUGCACGAAGUGCGCGGCAAGGAUAACGUUGGAGCUACUAUGGACUCAAUGGAAUUAGAGCGCCAACGCGGUAUAACUAUACAAUCUGCAGCUACAUACACGAUUUGGAAGGGAACCAACGUCAAUAUCAUUGACACACCCGGUCACGUGGAUUUCACAGUGGAGGUGGAACGUGCAUUGCGUGUAUUGGAUGGUGCUGUGCUAGUGUUAUGUGCUGUUGGUGGCGUACAGAGUCAAACGCUUACUGUGAAUAGGCAAAUGAAGCGUUAUAACGUACCCUGUUUGGCCUUCAUUAACAAACUUGAUCGCUCAGGCGCUAAUCCUUAUCGUGUACUUUCACAUAUGCGUUCCAAAAUGAAUCAUAAUGCAGCCUUCAUACAACUGCCGAUUGGGGUGGAGAGUGACUGCAAGGGAAUUGUUGAUUUGGUAACUGAGAAAGCAAUUUAUUUCGAGGGCACACACGGUAUGAAUAUACGCUAUGAUGAGAUACCGAAAGACAUGCGCGCGGAGUCGGUUGAACGUCGCCAGGAAUUAAUUGAACAUCUUUCUAAUGUUGAUGAAACUCUGGGGGAAUUGUUUUUGGAAGAAAAGACACCGACGGAGGUUGAUAUUAAGAAUGCCAUACGGCGCACAUGCAUCAAACGAAGUUUUACACCCGUCAUGGUAGGUACUGCACUGAAAAAUAAAGGUGUGCAGCCACUACUUGAUGCUGUUAUCGAUUAUCUACCAAAUCCAGGCGAGGUUGAAAAUCUUGCUUUUGUGGAAAAAGAAGGACAGGAGCCUGAAAAAAUUAUACUCAAUCCUGCGCGUGAUGGCAAGGAGCCUUUUCUUAGUCUGGCCUUCAAAUUGGAAGCUGGUCGCUUCGGUCAACUUACCUAUCUGCGUUGUUAUCAAGGCAUGUUGAAAAAGGGUGACAACAUCUACAAUGCUCGCACCAAUAGGAAAGUGCGUGUAGCGCGCUUGGUACGCUUACACUCGAAUAAUAUGGAGGACGUAAAUGAAGUCUAUGCAGGCGAUAUUUUUGCACUUUUUGGCGUUGAUUGCGCUUCAGGAGAUACCUUUACUACAGAUCCCAAAGGAAAUAUUUCAAUGGAGUCCAUUUUCGUGCCAGAGCCUGUUGUGUCCAUGGCAAUCAAACCAAAUAACGCAAAAGACAGGGACAAUUUCGCUAAGGCUGUGGCGCGUUUCACUAAGGAGGAUCCAACCUUCCAUUUCUUUUAUGAUGCUGAUGUAAAAGAAACACUCGUCUCGGGAAUGGGUGAAUUACAUUUGGAGAUCUAUGCUCAACGCAUGGAACGAGAAUAUGGCUGCCCAGUGACAUUGGGCAAACCAAAAGUAGCUUUCCGUGAAACACUGGUGAGUCCCUGCGAAUUUGAUUACCUGCACAAGAAACAAUCUGGCGGCUCCGGUCAAUAUGCGCGUGUAAUUGGCAUCAUGGAACCCCUGCCAGCGAGCCAAAACACCGUGCUUGAGUUCGUCGACGAGACCAUGGGUACAAAUGUGCCCAAGCAAUUUGUGCCUGGUGUGGAGAAGGGUUUCCGUGAAAUGGCUGAACGUGGUAUGCUCUCUGGCCACAGACUAUCUGGCAUACGUUUCCGCCUGCAAGAUGGUGGUCAUCACAUAGUCGAUUCCAGUGAGCUGGCAUUCAUGUUGGCAACACAUGGUGCAGUGAAAGAAGUGUUCCAAGUGGGUUCUUGGCAAAUUUUAGAACCCAUAAUGAUGGUGGAGGUAACAGCACCAGAGGAGUUCCAAGGUGCCGUUAUGGGCCAACUGAGUAAACGUCACGGUAUUAUUACAGGCACGGAUGGCGCAGAAGGCUGGUUCACUGUCUACGCUGAAGUACCAUUGAAUGACAUGUUCGGUUACGCGGGUGAAUUGCGUUCCAGCACACAAGGCAAAGGCGAGUUCACUAUGGAAUACUCCAGAUACUCCCCUUGCCUGCCAGAUGUACAAGAACAAUUGGUGCGACAAUAUCAGGAAUCGCAAGGACUGGGCCAAGAGAAGAAGAAAAAGAAGAACUAAUGAGCUUUAUCGUCAUUCAAUACUAACUUUUAAGGAUACCUACUUAUUUUCAAAGAAAACAAAUAGUUGAAACACUGGACGCAUUGCUAACGAGAAUUAUCUGUUAAGUGUUUUAUUUAAAUAAUUAUUUGAUAUAGAAGAAAUAU
Anastrepha obliqua is the source of this 2491-nucleotide messenger RNA. RefSeq names its product elongation factor G, mitochondrial (gene mEFG1). Gene Ontology annotation, cellular component: mitochondrion. The record is from RefSeq and is a predicted model, not a curated record. Gene Ontology annotation, biological process: mitochondrial translational elongation. Gene Ontology annotation, molecular function: GTPase activity; translation elongation factor activity; GTP binding. The transcript has 5 exons. NCBI's taxonomy places the organism in Eukaryota, Metazoa, Arthropoda, Insecta, Diptera, Tephritidae. Bases 111 to 2345 code for a protein of 744 amino acids.